AUGCCAGACAACGUUCACCUAGUCGGCUUUGCUUAUGAUGUAGCUGCAGUCAUCACAGCUCGUAAUGUGCACGAGGCACAACUCAAACUGCAACAGGUGAUGAUACCCACGAUGGCUUGGAUGGACGACCGUGGCCUGAAACUAGCAACCGAGAAGACUGAAUUGAUCUUACUAACGAAGCGGCAAAUACCCUUGGAAAUCGAAAUGCAGGUCUGGGACUCGGCCAUAAAAACAUCCAAGGUAAUGAAAUAUCUGGGCAUCCAUCUGGACUCUAGGAUGUCGUAUCGGGCUCAGAUAAAUCAUGCUGUCGAAAAAGCUUCAAAGGCCUCAGCGUCCCUUAGCAAGCUGAUGGCAAACGUUGGUGGACCAACAGAAGGUAAACGAAAAUUGCUUAUGGCAGUAGUGAACACAGUACUACUCUACGGUUCGGAAGUAUGGUCAAACACCUUACAGAUUAAUCAGAAGCGCAAUGCGCUCCAAAAAGUCCCGAGAACAGCCGCACUCAGAGUAACAUCAGCUUACCGAACUGUAUACGGCGCAGCGGUUCUUGUGAUCAGCAGCCCAAUACCCAUCGACUUCUUGAACGAAGGCGAGCAUAUUUAA
This is a messenger RNA of Teleopsis dalmanni, 603 nucleotides long. RefSeq lists its product as uncharacterized. The transcript has a single exon. Bases 1 to 603 code for a protein of 200 amino acids. The record is from RefSeq and is a predicted model, not a curated record. Lineage: Eukaryota; Metazoa; Arthropoda; Insecta; Diptera; Diopsidae.